AAAAUGGAUUAUUUGUUAAAAAAUUUGAAGUUGCUGUGCAAUUGUGAAUCCAUUGCAGCUCUUCCCGAUCUGGUUUGGAGCGAAGUGGAAUCAUCGUUGAAAAAUCUCUCAAAAUUGAAUGACCCUCACAAUGAGCUGAUCGAUUUCAUGAAGACUGAAUUGAGGUCCUGUUUAGCAUCUUUUUCUUGUGAAGAAAAUUUUGAAGCUUAUGCAGAAGAAAAUUACGUGUACCAGGUGUUCCAGGCUGCCGCCUUACUUUGCCGUUUUGAGGAAUAUCGUUCUAUCGGCCAAUCAGAAAAUUUUCACAUUCCCUUGAACAUUCAUCUACAGAGGUUAAGAGGGAAAUCACUGAAAUGUCGAAAUUUAUUACAAGAACAAUCGAUAGAAAUCCCUCCUUUGCUGCGCUGUCUGGCCAACUUAGCCUAUAACUACAUAGAGAUUCAGAGUGCACUGCAACAUAACAUUCCGCUGCUGGCUCAAUGGAUUAUCGAAAUAUCUGGGGUAGUCCAAAUAACAGAAAUCACGGAGCCUCACUCGGAUCUGAUAACCGUGUGCUGCGGAUCUCUUCAAAACCUCCUGAUCGAGACCGAAAAGGAAACCUCAGUUAUACCAACUCCAGCUACAAAUUCAACGCCUUCCUUAGUCUCAUCACUAAUCUCUAUUAUCGGUCAUCUUGAGUCUCUAAACAGUUCUGAAGAUUAUGUUGAGAAAGCAAUCAUCUGUUCGUUCGCUUUACUGGAGAGAGUUCUGGAUUUUCCUGAUGGUCGAAAGUUGUGGCUGGUGUCGGAAGCAAGUGUUGACUGGACGUUGGAGAAAUUGAAAGGUGGUUUUGACGAUGCAAGUGUUGAUAAGUUGGCGUUGUUAGUUGCUUGUGAAGCUGCAUUGAUGCAAGAUGGAAUUGGGCAUAAUAAACUGUUCAGCAAAGGUCUAAUCCUCGUUUGUGAGAAGAUUCUGCAUGUAAAUCCAGCUGAUCUUGGAGAAGAUCACGAACAAUGGUACUCCUCAGCAUGCAAUGUAAUAAUUGGAAUUUCAAUGGACCAAGAAGUUUCUUCACAUAUUCUGAACGGCAGCGAGUCACAUCUCAAAGAACUGCUGAAGACUAUGUAUUUGCAUGAGUAUUCAUCAUAUGUCAGAGCAUCAGCUUGUUUGCUUAUUGGGAAUUUGGCCUGUGAUGAAACGAGCGUGACUAAAUGUUUCGAAAUGGGUCUGUAUCAUGAUUUCAUAGCUCCCAUGUUGUUGGCAUUAGAAACUGAAUAUUCAACAGUCGAAAGAGGAAGCGAACGAGAAAAAGAGUGUUUAAUAAUGAAGAGCUCGGCUCUAGUUUCGAUGAAGAAUUUUCUAGUUCCACAAGCAACAAGGAAAUCGAUAUCCGAGGAUGUCCAAAUUUGCGACGCGUUGGUGAAUUGUGCUAUCAAAACACCACCUAUGGAUACCAAAAAUUAUUUCCAAGUGCUGCAAAAUAUACGCCUGUUAGCUUCAACUGGCCAAGAUUUUAGUGGUUUCAGCUUCAGUAAACGGUUAAUAUCGAGUUUGAGCUGCGAUCAGAAUAGCUGCGCGAGAAAAUUCUGUGAUAAAGUUCUAGAAACUUCUAAAGACGUGCCUAUCGAUCAUAUAAAAAAUGAAAGCAGCCGCCUACUGGCUACCUUAAUUGCUAAUUGUGACGUCACUGACCAAUCAAAGUUAUCGAGUGACGCACUUGUUGCUUUUUUUGCCCAAUCAGCUGUCAGUAUUUCCGAAAUGUUGUUGCAUGGGUCGUACGUAAUGAUGAACGAAGGAGGAUUGGCACUGUCUAUUGUGGUUAAUCUGAACAGUUUCGAGUCAAUGAAAUUUGAGUUCGAGCUAAUCAAGAAACUCGUGGAGAAUAUCAUUCACGCAGUGAGAUCCAACGUCCAGGCGGAUCUGAAGAUGUCGUCCCAGUCUAAUAUGCCACACCACCUGGUCAACAUCAACUCACAACUACUCCAGAUUAUGCUCAGAUUCAUCUCAAAACUAGACUCAGAUGAAGAGAAACGACUGAUGAAUGAAGUCAUUAAAGAAAGUCUAAUCUCACAGAUGGAGUUUGAAACUUUGAUAAGUAAUGAACUCACAAAAACUCUAGCUGAAAAAAUAAAGCAAAGGAUUGAAUGAGUUUUCUAUUGAAUGAUUAUUUACUAAAUUAUGUCGUAUUCGGUUGUCUAUAAUUUUUUUUAUCGUGCAUGAAAUACAGCUAUAUUUAUAGUGAGUAUAAAAAA
Symsagittifera roscoffensis is the source of this 2231-nucleotide messenger RNA. RefSeq lists its product as uncharacterized. NCBI's taxonomy places the organism in Eukaryota, Metazoa, Xenacoelomorpha, Acoela, Convolutidae. The coding region runs from base 4 to 2127 and encodes 707 amino acids. The record is from RefSeq and is a predicted model, not a curated record. The transcript has 6 exons.